GAUUAUAAUUUUUUAAAAGCUUGAUCCUAAUGUAUUUAGGUCAUUUACGAUCUUUUUUUUUUGUUUACUGCAAAAUUUAAAUUUUAGUGAUAAAGAAAAUAAUGAAAAAAAGUAUCUAAAUUAUGAAAGAAAAAUAAAAAACUAACCUGAGGACCCAACUUGAUGUCACCCACCAAUCUCCGACCACCAACUUCGGUGAGUCUCCAACAAACUUCAAAUAACCGUCACCAAUUAAUCUUGAAAAAGCUUAAUAAAAAUAUUUUUUGAGUUUAGGCUAAUAUUUGUAGAUUGUCGACCACUACCACCUCCCUCUAUUGAGGAACUUUCGAAAACAACUCUAGAGAUCGUUGCCAACCAACUUCUUGUCUCAACCGAUCAACAUUGAAAAUUUUCAAUAAAAAUAUUUUUAGGGUUUAGGCAUAUCUAACCAUCACUCCGUUGAUUCUAUCGACGAACUUCCGACAACCAACUCCAGUGACUGUCGCCACUAAUAAAUCUUGAAAUUUUUUGAUAAAAACGUCUUUGGUAUAUAUAAGAAAUGAAAGAAACUUGUAUAUACAAAUACUUUUAAAAAAGUUCUAAAACCGUGUUUGUUUUUAUUUUAGGAAAUUUUUAACAAGUGUGAUUAAAUAAAAAUGAAAAUUUUGAAAAAGUAUUUCUAAGUGAUUCCAAAUACACCUUUAGUUUAGUUAAAUUUAUUAAAUGAACAACCUAACUAACAAAAUUUAAUUAAAUCACAUAUCAAUUUCUAUAAAAUAUAUUACAAUAUAAAAUUGUAGAAGACAUGCAUCCCAACUAGUAAUAAACUUGUUUAUAUAAAUUAGUGGAAGAUACCAUCCAAAUUAUGUUUUCAAAAGAUAGUAUUUCAUGUACCUAACAUAUAUAUGUCAAAAAAUAAUAGUUAAGGAAAAAAACAUGAUAUAAUCCAAUAUUAUAAUAUUCUGCAUUCCAAACACACCCAACCCGGUAAAACAAGUUAUCGAUAAAAGGAUUAAUAACUGUUUAGUCAAAUUAACAAUUAAAAGAAUCAAAGUUCUAUAAUCAUCUUCUUUUCCAAUAUUUCAUUCUAUUCCUUUUGUAUAAUUAUUUCAAGCCUUCCUCAAUAUCAACAAUUUUCUCCCUUUAAGGCAACUAUUUUGCCUUUUGAGGACACGAAAAUUCCUCUUUUAUUAAAGUAGCUGAGUGAAGAGGGCAUCGCUUGCCUUAAGCAGCCACAGCCAGAAGUAGAGUAGCUCCACCAGACCACUAAAGCAUUCAAUUCCAAGUUUUUUUUUUUUAUUCUUCUUUUUAAAUCAAUUGAUAAAUCUUAAAGUUCAAAGUAUUAUGAUCAACUUUAACUAUAUGAUUACAUCACAUUUCCAAGUCCCUGUUUGUCUAUUAUUUUCGUUGAUGCCAAGAAAUGGAUCAACUGAAAAAUGGUAAAAUAGCUCCAGUAGAGCACUAGAGAAUGGGGUUUGGAAAAUAGUUUGAUAGAUUUGUAAGUACUAAGUAGAUUUCAGCAUACCUGGUUUAACAAGUUAUGGCCUCUUGUAUAGAUAAAAUUUUUAUUUUCUAACUGAAAUAGGAAAUGCUUAUCCAACUCUGAAGCAACCAUUAAAUUCCUUAAUCAAUCUUAGCAUUGAUUAAAACGUAAUCAACCUCACUGAUGGGUGGCGGAUCUAGAAAUUUUGUCAACAAAGAAGGGAGCUUGAUAUCUUGGUAACCAACCUCUCCAGUAACCUUCCACUAACCUUGAAGGCUCAAGGUCUCUCCUAAGGUCUCUCCUAAGGUCAAAGCCCCACAACGAGCCAAAUGGGCCGCCACCAUUCUCGACUUAACCCUUACCCCAUUAGCUAAUUAUUUGCCUAUCUUUAGUUUUUCUUUUGCUUGUAUAAGGGUUUAUAUUUAAAAAUUCAUGUCAUCCUACGAAAUCAAAUUCCAAAUUAUUAAAAAAAAAACGGUUAAAUUCCUGCUGAACUAAACUUGCAAACUUGAAUUAUCACUCUAUAAUAUAUCCAAUCAUAUUUUAUAUUUCAAAUAUCUCUUAUCCAAGGUCAGAUAAAUGAAAUGGGUGUUAACUACUUUUCUGGUCCAAUUUGAGCUUGAAUUCCCUUUCAAUCCAAGCUGUGACAAAAAACAGGAACCAACGCCAAUGAAGAGUAUUUAAUACAUCACUGCCUUCUGGUAUUAUUGAAAGAAUGAAUGUCUAUGAUUGAAAUUCUGGGUUGAGUUGGGUUUGAUAUUUAAAGAGCAAUAAAUGGAUGUAAUAAAUGAGAAGGUUUAAACAUGGAGGUAGAUGAAUCAGGUCAGAGUUACAAUUACCAAACUGCUGCCACUUUUGCAAAGUAUUUCCAGCAUCUGAAGAAGACAGUUUUUCACAAAAGUUCCUUACCAAAUAAAUAAAAUUGUUAAAAGAGUUCAUCUUCCACUUUUUCUGACUAUUUGUCUUCUAAUCCAGACAAUUGUGCAAAGGCCAAGAAAUGGCACCCAAUACCAAGAUGGACAUCAAAUGGAGUGGCAACAAAAUGGUGGAAGGUGGUGAAGUUUCUAAAACAAUGGAGUGCCUAAGAAGGAGAUUACUAGCAGAGAGGCACGCAUCAUUACUUGCUAAAGAUGAGGCAGAGCUCAUGGACAAAAGGUCAUCAGAAUUAGAGAAGCAGAUCACAAAACAGAUUCAAAUGAAAGCAAGAGCAGAAAAGAAGCUUCAAUUACUCAAGAAAAAGCUCGAAUCACUUAACCUUUCUUCCACGAUGGUGAACUCAGAGGCUUCAGUUUCGUCGGAAAUUUGCAACGAAAAUGAACCGAAAACCCCAAUCGAAGUUCAGCCUCUCCCAAGCCACUCCAAGGGCAUUAGUGAAAUCUUUCAUUCGGAAGAAGAGAAUCGAAAUGCUCGUGGUUCUACAAGCUCGAACAUCUCUGCUUCUAAAAUUCACUCCGACAAACCUUCAAAAACGAAGAUCGGAAAUUGUGGAAAGGAAAUUGAUUCCGUCGACGAUUCACUUGCAAUCGUUGCCGUGGACUCGCCAGCAAAAUCAGAAACCUUCGAGCAGUUGAAGCCGGUGAUCAGUGAAAGGAUCAUUGAAGUUCUCAAUGAUCUGAAGCGCGCCCGAGAGAGAAUUCAAAGCUCAAUGAAACUUUGUGAUCACAUGAUUGAAGUCAGCCCAAUUUGAACUCAAAUGUGUGUUAAAGAAAGGAAUUAGACUUGGAAAUGGGCCGAUAGAAACACCCAUCAGACUCAGCCCACAUAAGACAAAGCCCAUCAGAUCUUCGUUCAAGUCCCUAUAAUACUUUUUUUAAUAUUUGCAUUUUUCAUAAGUCUCGUUCUCUACUAUUAGUUUAUUGUUUUUAAAAAAAUAUCUAUUAGUCAUUCCUCUACACCUAUAAACUUUAAAAAUAUAUUCA
This is a messenger RNA of Cucumis sativus (cucumber), 3381 nucleotides long. RefSeq lists its product as uncharacterized. Lineage: Eukaryota; Viridiplantae; Streptophyta; Magnoliopsida; Cucurbitales; Cucurbitaceae. Bases 2460 to 3149 code for a protein of 229 amino acids. The transcript has 3 exons. The record is from RefSeq and is a predicted model, not a curated record.